This is a messenger RNA of Phragmites australis (common reed), 1783 nucleotides long. Its product is annotated as probable ubiquitin-conjugating enzyme E2 25. The record is from RefSeq and is a predicted model, not a curated record. NCBI's taxonomy places the organism in Eukaryota, Viridiplantae, Streptophyta, Magnoliopsida, Poales, Poaceae. The transcript has 8 exons. Gene Ontology annotation, molecular function: ubiquitin conjugating enzyme activity. Bases 151 to 1578 code for a protein of 475 amino acids.
CAGGGUGCGCCGAUAAAUCGCUACGCGCACGCGAUCUCGCGCUUUUCUGAUCUCUCUCUCUCUCAUCACAAACCCGCACUUCCUCCUGCACCUCCGGUGGCCUGGUCUCCGCCCGGCUCCGGCCGCCGCUCGCCACCAUUGGGUACAGCCAUGGACGCCGCCAAGCACCCGCACAUGCAGGGGGGCGCGUCCUCCUCGUUGUCGUCCUGCCGCGCCGCCGACUACUCCGCCGCGUGUGACGCCGUGCAGCAGCAGAAGCGGCAGCGCUGCCAGAGUAUGACGCGAGGGUUUUGGCAAAAGCUCCGUUCUUUGGGUUGGAAGAUUUCGUACACGGGUUCUUCUUCUAAUGAUCAAGUUGGAUCUAGCACAGAAAAUAAUUCUCUCCAAGCAUCUGGACCUGAGCUUGACUAUGGAGAAAAUGAGGAAGAAGAUUACUAUUUUGAUGAUGAAGAUGAUGGCUGCUACGAUGAUGAGGGAUCUGACUAUGAGCUUGACAUAGUUGAUUAUAAUCAACAGCUGGCUGAUAAAUUUGAUGAUUUAGAUCUGCCUCCAGGUGUGGAGGCUACCGUACCAUGGUUGCAGAAAGUUGAAAGGGAUGAGCCUGGCAAAUAUAAGUCAAUGUCAGAAAUAGACGAUGAAAUUGCUAAGAAAUAUAAUUUUUUCAAGCAGUUUGAUACUGUUGAGGAUUUCUUAGAUCAUCAUUAUGCUAAAAAUUCUGUUGGAAAGGCUAGGAAAGAAUGGGCAAAAAGAAUCCAGCAUGACUGGAAUCUCCUGGAGAAAGAUUUACCAGCAUUAAUAUAUGUUCGUGUCUCGGAAAAUCGAAUGGACCUUCUCAGGGCUGCAAUGAUUGGGCCUCAAGGAACACCCUACCAUGAUGGCCUUUUCUUCUUUGAUGUUCAGUUUUCUGCGUCUUAUCCUGCAACUCCUCCAGUGGUAUACUAUCAUUCUGGAGGGCUACGGCUUAAUCCAAAUCUAUAUAAUUGUGGAAAAGUCUGCCUUAGCCUCCUAGGCACCUGGGAGGGUCAUUCUUGUGAGAAGUGGAACCCUGCUCAAUCUACCAUGCUACAGGUGCUAAUCUCCAUUCAAGCUCUCGUAUUGAAUGAAAAGCCAUACUUCAAUGAGCCAGGGUACGAACGCUCUGCCAAUAGUGCUGAGGGACAGAGACGCGCCUUGGAGUAUAAUGAUACAACGUUUCAGCACUCGUGCAGGACGAUGUUAUACUCACUUCGUAGACCUCCACAGCACUUUGAAGACCUUGUUGCGGGCCACUUUCGUGAACGUGGCCGUGCCAUUCUGGCUGCAUGCAAAUACUACAUGAAGGGCCAUGAGGUUGGAUCCAGAGUCCCUGAGGAGGAAGAGGAAGGCAAGGAAGAGAGCAAAAACAGUGAAGGAUCUAGCAGUAGUAGUGCAGCGAAGCCGCAGCAUAAUAAGCUAGCAUUGCGCACUGGUCACGGUCCAUCCUUCAAGCCCAACCUGGAGGUCCUUUUUGAGGAGCUCUUGAUGGAAUUCAAUGUGAAGGGUGCUGACACUGCAAAAUUCCGUGCUGAGAAACUGAAGAACCAGCCCGCCCCUGCUUGAAAGGGAGCUGCAGAUUUUCUCUAAGUCUGGAGGUUCCAUAAUGAAGUGGAAACCAUAUAAGGACGUUGGUUUCGCUUUUGCCUAAUUAUAGGAAUGCUACGUAGAUAGCUUUUUGUUCUUUCUUUCUCUUUACCGUACUUGUUUGCUAUGGACUUGUAAAAAAAACUGGAUUAUCUUAGAUGCUAAUUGAAGUAUCCAUCCCUAA